Messenger RNA from Daldinia loculata, 1659 nucleotides. RefSeq names its product MFS general substrate transporter. The transcript has 5 exons. Lineage: Eukaryota; Fungi; Ascomycota; Sordariomycetes; Xylariales; Hypoxylaceae. Gene Ontology annotation, biological process: transmembrane transport. Gene Ontology annotation, molecular function: transmembrane transporter activity. Bases 1 to 1659 code for a protein of 552 amino acids. The record is from RefSeq and is a predicted model, not a curated record.
AUGCCUUGGGGAAUCCUCGAGAGCAAGCAUGAGGGACAUGUCCCUGGAACAGUAAUACUUACGGAUCAGUCCGAUAUACCGGACGAAUACCGAAACGUCUCUCGAGAGCUGCUCAAACAUGGUACCGGGAAAUAUUCCAAUAUCAUAUUGACUCCUCAGCCAAGCGACUCUCCCAACGAUCCUCUUAAUUGGCCGACAUGGCGCAAAGAUGUCAUUCUUGUUGUCGUAGGUCUCUCUGCCGGAGUUGUGGGCGCCUAUGGGCCGAUGAUUUCACCGGGCUUUGUUGAAAUCGCCGCGGCGCUCAAUGUAACGGUCAAUACACUUUCCCAAGCAACAGCCUGGGUAGUUUUGACGAUUGGGCUCUCACUAUUCAUCUUCAACCCGCUUGCUAAAAAGGUUGGGCGGCGCCCGGUAUAUGUGGUAUCGAGCAUCAUUAUGCUCUCCGGAAGCAUCUGGGGAGCCCUUGCGAAGGACUACAGUAGCUUCUUGGGUAGCAGAGUAUGGAGCGGCUUAGGAAUGGCACCUUACGAGAUACUCGUACAGUGCACGAUCGCCGACAUCUACUAUGUCCACCAACGGGCCACUAGAAUCGCCGUCUGGAAUAUGUUCUUGUUAUGUGGUAUAAGCGGAGGUGCUCUUAUUGCCGGUUAUAUUAUCGAAGAUCAAGGCUGGCAGUGGACUUUGAUCUGGUGUGCCAUAAUCUUUGGCAUGCUUCUCCCUUUCGUGAUACUCUUUGUCCCCGAAACCGCGUAUAGAAGACGGUCGUUUGAGCAACAACUAGCAGUUAAAGAUGCCACCAGCCAUGAUGCCAAGCCAGAUACUUCAGAGAAGAAGGAUACCUCAUCCGGACCAGACAGUGCCAAGGUAGAAACUAUAGAGACUGGUGUGGUGACUGAACGCAAGGAUUCGUAUCUACGAAGCUUGAAACUCUGGAGUGGUACUAUUUAUACCAACACGCCCCUUUGGAAGAUCUUUCUACGCCCGGUCGUCGUCUUCUUCUAUCCAGCCGUCCUUUGGGCAUUCUUGCUUUACGGGGUCACCUUGACUUGGAUUGUGGUAUUCAGCGUCGUGAACGCAGUCAUCUUUACGGCUCCACCGUACAGUUUCUCGGUAUCGGAAACAGGGUUGAUCUCGCUAUCCCCCUUCAUUCUCACCUUCGUUGGUGAGGUCUUGUCGGGCCCAUUGACCGACUGGGUUUGCAUGUACCUGGCCAAGAAGAAUCGUGGUAUCUACGAGCCCGAGUUCCGACUACCACCAAUUAUCAUCUCAUUCUUUGUUGGUAUCGUCGGCUUCUUUGGAUUUGGCGCUACUGUUCAUUAUCAAACUCAUUGGUCCGGGCCGGUUCUAUGCUUUGGUUUAGCAAACAUGAGUCUUGCUCUGUCUAAUGCAUCUGUUUUUGGUUAUGUCAUCGACGCUCAUAAGGAGCUAAGCGAAGAAGCAUUCGUGGCUAUCAAUGCUCGAAACAUCCUAACUUUUGGUUUGACUUAUUUCGUCAACGACUGGCUAGCAAAAUAUGGAGUCCUCGCGGUCUUCAACGUACUUGGUGCUGUGUUUGUUGCCGUGAAUGUAUUGACUAUUCCUAUAUGGAUUUUCGGCAAGCGAAUUAGGGAGAAUAUCGCCAGGAACGAAGCGCUGCAUCGAUUCAUGCACGAAGAUUAG